AUGUACGCCCCCUUGCGCCCCCUCCCCGGUCAAAGCUCACCACGAGGAGCGCAACCACUCGACCUCAGUGGCACACAGUCUUCAUCGGCAUCUUCGCAAAGAACAACAUCCUCACCUUAUAUUAGCCCCGAGCUCGCCGUCCGGCACAUCCAGGGCUUCCUACCGACCCCUGCAUCACAGACUUCACAUGCACCCUUUCCGCAGCUCUCCGAGGAUAUUUUAAACGCAGCUUGGUUCAACGUCCAAACGUCGCAGCCGUCAGAUCAAGGUCCUCCUCUUUUAAAGGUCGACCCCGUGGACGAAGUGCCUCAGAAUUCGAAUUCGUCCACCUCGCUCCCGACUCCUCAGUCUGCCAACAUGAGCGCUGUGGCAUCACUGAACUUUGACCCGAUGUUCGAUAUGGGACCCCGCUCUUCCUAUAGCUGGUCUGUGCUCGAGUCUGGUAACAAUAGUGGGCUUUUAGGUCACCAAUUGGGUCACUACGGCUCGGAAGCCAGUCUGACUCCCCCCAGCGGUACUAGCUCCGUCACAGCAAGUCCACCGCGCAACAUGUCAGCAGAGCAACGCGAACUCAAGCGCCAGCAAGACCAGGCGCGUCGCAACUCGAAGAACGCUGCCAGGAUGAGAAGGGCAGGCAGCGGCUCGACAUACGGGCAGUCUCCACCCGUGUCUCUUGCGGAGCUCGCAACACCAGCUUCUCUUCCUGUUUACACAACUGGCCCAACGCAAAUCUCACUACUCGCCGAACCGCCGACGUCUCUCACAUCCGCAGCAUCCUACAGCCUCCCCACUUAUUCAACUUCUCUUCCAUCGGACCCUCAAAGCCAGACCGUCUUCUCGAACCCGUACCAACCGCAACCGUAUCUGCAGGAAUACCAGCCUGCAUACCCGACGACCACGCCGCCAGGAUUACCUUCACAUUAUGGGUUAGCUGACUCCUUGCUGGGAGAUGAUUUCUCACAAGCAGCAACGGCGCUAACAAUCCCGCACAGUCGUGUCAACCUCGGAACCCACGAUCAGCAGCACCGGCCGCAGGCACCUGGUCUCAUAUACGCGAACGCGAUGUCGAUGAUGGGUCCUGUACCUGGCUCUUCGCCGCCACACCACUCAUCGGCGGCUCACGUCCAACAGCAAGACGCAGCUCACAACGUGCGAGUAGUGGGAAGCCGGCCCAAGCCGCAAUGCUGGGAGCACGGAUGCAAUGGUCGCCAAUUUUCAACCUUUAGCAACCUUCUCAGGCACCAGCGGGAGAAGUCUGGCCAAGCCACGAAGUCAGUCUGCCCGAACUGCGGAGCCGAAUUUACUCGAACGACGGCGAGGAACGGUCAUCAGCAAAACGACAAGUGUAAAGCACGACGUAGCACAUAA
This is a messenger RNA of Pyricularia oryzae 70-15, 1368 nucleotides long. RefSeq lists its product as uncharacterized. The record is from RefSeq and is a predicted model, not a curated record. The transcript is spliced from 4 exons. Lineage: Eukaryota; Fungi; Ascomycota; Sordariomycetes; Magnaporthales; Pyriculariaceae. The coding region runs from base 1 to 1368 and encodes 455 amino acids.